Fukomys damarensis (Damara mole-rat) is the source of this 8329-nucleotide messenger RNA. RefSeq names its product phosphoinositide kinase, FYVE-type zinc finger containing (gene Pikfyve). The record is from RefSeq and is a predicted model, not a curated record. Gene Ontology annotation, molecular function: ATP binding; metal ion binding; 1-phosphatidylinositol-3-phosphate 5-kinase activity. The coding region runs from base 364 to 6693 and encodes 2109 amino acids. Gene Ontology annotation, biological process: intracellular signal transduction; phosphatidylinositol metabolic process. NCBI's taxonomy places the organism in Eukaryota, Metazoa, Chordata, Mammalia, Rodentia, Bathyergidae. The transcript is spliced from 43 exons.
AGGCCUGCGGGGUGGGGCGGGAGGUACAGGUACAGGUACAGGAGGGAGCCUGGGGUCCAGCCCUCUGGGGCUGGUAGUGGGGAGGAGGCCGGCUUGGGUCGCGCCGGGCCAGAGUGGAGGAGAAGCCGGGGUAAAACGAGCACCUCAGCUCUAUCGCUGGGGUUUGGAGGCCGGGCUGUGUCCGCGGCUGGGCCGGGACGCGCGGAGGACGUGUUCAGAGAGUUAGCGGGCCUCCCGGGUCCCAGGCCGCCCUGUCAGACAGGGUACGGCAGCCGGGAGGGGCGCGUCUUGGAGGUUCCCAGACACCUGCAGUUGCCCUGCUCCUCGGUCCCUGAGCGCGAACUUACUUGGGAGACUCAUGAAAUGGCCACAGAUGAUAAGACUUCCCCAACCCUGGACUCUGCUAAUGAUUUGCUUCGAUCUCCUACUAGUCCUUCUCAUCUCACACACUUUAAACCUUUGACGCCUGAUCAGGAUGAGCCACCUUUUAAGUCAGCAUAUAGUUCUUUUGUAAACCUUUUUAGAUUUAACAAAGAGAAAGGAGAGGCAGGUCAAGGAGAGCAGCAGUCUCAAAGUGGAAGCUGGUCCAGCCCUCAGCUCCCUUCGAGGACACAGUCUGUGAGGUCACCUAUUCCUUAUAAAAAGCAGCUCAAUGAGGAACUGCAGCGGCGUUCUUCAGUAUUAGCAGAAAACAGUUUGCAGCAUUCCCAAGAGAACACAGACACAAGAAGGAAAGCAGAACCUACCUUUGGAGGUCAUGACCCUCGUACAGCUGUUCAGCUUCGAAGUCUCAGCACAGUAUUAAAACGUCUCAAGGAAAUCAUGGAGGGGAAAAGCCAGGAUAGUGACCUGAAGCAGUACUGGAUGCCAGAUAGCCAGUGUAAAGAAUGCUAUGAUUGUAGUGAGAAAUUUACAACCUUUAGACGCAGACACCAUUGCCGAUUGUGUGGGCAGAUCUUCUGCAGUCGUUGCUGUAAUCAAGAAAUCCCUGGAAAAUUUAUGGGCUAUACAGGGGACCUCCGAGCUUGUACAUACUGUAGAAAAAUAGCUUUAAGUUAUGCUUACUCCACAGACAGUAAUUCCAUUGGGGAAGACUUGAAUGCUCUUUCAGAUUCCGCUUGCUCUGUGUCUGUCCUUGAUCCGAGUGAACCUCGAACGCCUGUUGGGAGUAGAAAAGCCAGCCGCAACAUAUUCUUAGAGGAUGAUUUAGGCUGGCAAAGUUUGAUUCAUCCAGACUCCUCAAAUACUUCCCUCUCCACAAGACUUGUGUCUGUUCAAGAGGAUGCUGGGAAAUCUCCUGCUCGAAAUAGGUCAGCCAGCAUUACUAACUUGUCACUGGAUAGAUCUGGAUCUCCUAUGGUACCUUCAUAUGAGACAUCUGUUAGUCCCCAGGCUAACCGCACGUAUGUCAGGACAGAGACCACUGAGGAUGAACGAAAAAUUCUUCUGGAUAGUGUUCAGUUAAAGGACCUGUGGAAAAAAAUCUGCCAUCACAGUACUGGGAUGGAGUUUCAGGAUCACCGCUACUGGCUGAGAACACAUCCCAACUGCAUUGUGGGAAAGGAAUUAGUUAACUGGCUAAUUCGAAAUGGGCACAUUGCCACAAGGGCACAAGCUAUAGCGAUUGGACAAGCAAUGGUAGAUGGACGUUGGCUGGACUGUGUCAGUCAUCAUGACCAGCUCUUCAGGGAUGAGUAUGCGCUAUACAGACCAUUGCAGAGUACAGAAUUUUCUGAGACACCUUCUCCAGACAGUGACUCAGUGAACUCUGUGGAAGGACAUUCUGAGCCAUCCUGGUUUAAAGACAUUAAGUUUGAUGACAGUGACACAGAACAGAUAGCUGAAGAAGGUGAUGAUAAUUUGGCUAAUUCUGCCAGUCCUAGCAAGCGCACCUCAGUCAGCAGUUUCCAGUCCACAGUGGACAGUGACUCAGCCGCUUCUAUCAGCCUGAACGUGGAGCUGGACAACGUGAACUUCCAUAUCAAGAAGCCCUCCAAGUACCCACAUGUGCCCCCUCACCCUGCUGACCAAAAAGAGUAUUUGAUUUCUGACACUGGAGGACAACAACUCUCAAUAAGUGAUGCCUUCAUCAAAGAAUCCUUGUUUAAUCGCCGAGUAGAGGAAAAAUCCAAAGAACUGCCUUUUACACCUUUGGGUUGGCAUCAUAACAAUCUGGAGCUCCUGAGAGAGGAGAAUGGGGAGAAACAAGCCAUGGAGAGGUUGCUUUCAGCUAAUCAUAACCACAUGAUGGCACUUCUCCAGCAGUUGCUCCAUAAUGACUCAUUAUCACCCUCUUGGAGGGACAUCAUUGUGUCACUAGUCUGCCAGGUUGUUCAGACAGUCCGACCUGAUGUCAAGAACCAGGAUGAUGACAUGGAUAUCCGUCAAUUUGUCCACAUUAAAAAGAUUCCUGGUGGAAAGAAAUUUGAUUCUGUGGUUGUCAAUGGCUUUGUUUGUACGAAGAACAUUGCACAUAAAAAGAUGAAUUCUUGUAUUAAAAACCCCAAAAUUCUUCUGUUGAAGUGUUCCAUUGAGUAUCUCUACAGAGAAGAAACUAAGUUUACUUGCAUUGAUCCUAUUGUGCUUCAGGAAAGGGAAUUCCUAAAGAAUUAUGUUCAGCGAAUAGUUGAUGUUCGACCCACAUUGGUCCUGGUUGAGAAAACAGUGUCUCGGAUUGCCCAGGACAUGUUACUGGAACAUGGUAUUACAUUGGUCAUUAAUGUAAAGUCCCAAGUUUUAGAACGAAUCAGUCGAAUGACCCAAGGUGACUUAGUGAUGUCAAUGGAUCAGCUGCUCACAAAACCACACCUGGGCACUUGUCACAAAUUUUAUAUGCAAAUAUUUCAGCUACCUAAUGAACAAAUCAAAACACUGAUGUUUUUUGAAGGUUGUCCCCAGCAUCUAGGCUGUACCAUCAAGCUCAGAGGAGGCUAUGAUUAUGAGCUGGCUCGAGUUAAGGAGAUCCUGAUAUUUAUGAUCUGUGUAGCUUAUCAUUCUCAGCUAGAAAUCUCCUUCCUCAUGGAUGAAUUUGCUAUGCCUCCCAUGUUAAUGCAGAGCCCUUCAUUCCAUUCUCUGAUUGAAGGACGGGGGGAUGAGGGGACUGUACAAGAGCAGUACAGUGGGAGCUCCCUUCCCCGGGAUCCUGACUGCCCUCCUGAGGCACUGACCUCUGAAGAGAGCACUUUGAUGGAAUCACGGAUUGUAUUUGAGAAGAAUGAGCAGGAAACUAAAAGCAUUCCACAGGCUGCUGCCUCUUUGAAGCAUCAAGAGUAUGCCACAACAGCUUGCCCGGCCGGUAUCCCCUGUGCUCUCUUCCAAGAAGUACCAGAGUCAUUGUUGCCACUCCAUGUGGAUCAACAAGAUGCUGUAGGCAGUGAGCACCUAGAGCCUUUGGAGCAAACAGAAGAGCAACAGGACACCAAAAGCCAAAUGAGAGCUUUUAGAGACCCUCUACAGGAUGACACUGGAUUAUAUGUGACUGAGGAAGUCACCACCUCUGAAGAUAAGCGAAAGACUUAUUCUUUGGCCUUUAAACAAGAAUUAAAAGAUGUGAUCCUCUGCAUCUCCCCAGUAAUCACAUUCCGGGAACCUUUCCUUUUAACUGAAAAGGGGAUGAGAUGCUCCACCCGAGACUAUUUUCCAGAGCAGAUUUACUGGUCUCCCCUCCUUAAUAAAGAGUUCAGAGAAAUAGAGAGCAGGAGGAAGAAGCAGCUGCUUAGGGAUCUCUCUGGACUUCAGGGCAUGAAUGGAAGUAUUCAGGCCAAGUCUAUUCAAGUCUUACCCUCACAUGAACUAGUUAGCACUAGGAUCGCAGAGCAUCUGGGUGACAGCCAGAGCUUGGGAAGAAUGCUGGCUGAUUAUCGAGCCCGAGGAGGAAGAAUUCAGUCCAGAUAUUCAGACCCAUUUACUCACUCAAAGGAUGCAUCGAAUACUGCAAGUGGUAAAUCAGGAAGCAAAACUGAGGCUAAUGAAGAGAGAGGGUUGAUUCCCAGUGAUGCAGUAUGGUCAACAAAGGUGGACUGUCUGAAUCCUGCUAACCACCAGCGGCUGUGUGUGCUCUUCAGCAGCUCUUCUGCCCAGUCCAGCAAUGCCCCCAGUGCCUGUGUCAGUCCUUGGAUUGUAACAAUGGAAUUUUAUGGAAAGAAUGAUCUUACAUUAGGAAUAUUUUUAGAAAGAUACUGUUUCAGGCCUUCUUAUCAGUGUCCUAGCAUGUUCUGUGACACCCCCAUGGUGCAUCACAUUCGUCGCUUUGUCCACGGACAAGGCUGUGUGCAGAUCAUCCUGAAGGAGUUGGAUUCUCCAGUGCCUGGAUACCAACAUACUAUUCUUACAUAUUCCUGGUGCAGAAUCUGCAAACAGGUAACACCUGUGGUUGCUCUUUCCAAUGAAUCCUGGUCAAUGUCAUUUGCAAAGUACCUUGAAUUGAGGUUUUAUGGGCAUCAGUACACACGGAGAGCCAAUGCUGAGCCAUGUGGUCACUCCAUCCACCACGAUUACCACCAGUAUUUCUCUUAUAACCAGAUGGUAGCAUCUUUCAGUUAUUCUCCCAUUCGGCUUCUUGAAGUAUGUGUUCCGCUCCCCAAAAUAUUCAUUAAACGUCAGACCCCAUUGAAAGUAUCCCUUCUUCAGGAUCUCAAGGACUUCUUUCAAAAAGUUUCACAGGUAUAUUUAGCUGUUGAUGAAAGACUUGCAUCUUUGAAGACUGAUACAUUUAGUAAAACCAGAGAGGAAAAAAUGGAAGAUAUCUUUGCACAGAAAGAGAUGGAAGAAGUUGAGUUCAAGACCUGGAUUGAAAAGAUGCAAGCGAGGCUCAUGUCAUCCUCUGUUGAUACCCCUCAGCAACUGCAGUCCAUCUUUGAGUCACUUAUUGCCAAGAAACAAAGUCUCUGUGAAGUGCUGCAAGCUUGGAAUAACAGGUUGCAGGAACUAUUCCAACAGGAAAAAGGCAAAAAGCGGCCUUCGGUUCCUCCAAGUCCUGGAAGAUUGAGACAGGGAGAAGAAAGCAAAAUAAGUGGAAUGGAUGCAUCACCACGAAAUAUUUCUCCGGGACUUCAAAAUGGAGAAAAGGAGGAUCGCUUUUUGACAACACUGUCCAGCCAGAGCUCCACCAGUUCUACCCAUCUACAGUUGCCUACUCCACCUGAAGGAAUGGCUGAGCAACCAGUGGGAGGGCCCUCCGACCUGGAUACAGCCAGUGGUUCCGAAGAUGUGUUUGAUGGACAUUUACUGGGAUCCACAGACAGCCAGGUGAAGGAAAAGUCAACUAUGAAAGCCAUCUUUGCAAAUUUGCUCCCAGGGAAUAGUUAUAAUCCUAUUCCAUUUCCUUUUGAUCCAGAUAAGCACUAUUUAAUGUAUGAACACGAACGCGUGCCUAUUGCAGUUUGUGAGAAGGAACCCAGCUCCAUCAUUGCUUUUGCUCUCAGUUGUAAAGAAUACCGAAAUGCCUUAGAAGAAUUGUCUAAAGCAGCUCUGUGGAACAGUACUGAAGAAGGCCUUCCAACAAAUAGUACUUUAGACAACAGACCCAAGAGUAGUAGCCCUAUUAGACUGCCUGAAAUCAGUGGAGGACAGACAAGCCGUACAACAGAUGCAGAACCACAGCCAAUCAAAAAGACUUCUGGAAUGUUGUCUUUCUUCAGAGGGACAGCAGGGAAAAGCCCUGACCUCUCUUCCCAGAAGCGAGAGACCUUACGUGGAGCAGAUAGUGCUUACUACCAGGUUGGGCAGACAGGGAAGGAGGGAAUGGAGAAUCAAGGCAUUGAUCCUCAAGAUGAGGUAGAUGGAGGAGAUUCACAAAAGAAACAAUUUACAAAUCCUCACGUGGAACUUCAAUUUUCUGAUGCUAAUGCCAAGUUUUACUGUCGGCUCUACUAUGCGGGAGAGUUUCAUAAGAUGCGUGAAGUGAUACUGGGCAGCAGUGAAGAAGACUUCAUCCGCUCCCUUUCCCACUCAUCGCCCUGGCAGGCCCGAGGAGGCAAGUCUGGAGCUGCCUUCUAUGCAACGGAAGAUGACAGAUUCAUUUUGAAGCAAAUGCCUCGCCUGGAAGUACAGUCUUUCCUUGACUUUGCACCACACUACUUCAAUUAUAUUACGAAUGCUGUUCAACAAAAGAGGCCUACUGCCUUGGCCAAAAUCCUUGGAGUUUACAGAAUUGGUUAUAAAAACUCUCAGAACAACACUGAGAAGAAAUUAGAUCUUCUUGUCAUGGAAAAUCUUUUCUAUGGGAGAAAGAUGGCACAGGUUUUUGAUUUGAAGGGCUCACUCAGGAAUCGAAAUGUAAAAACUGACACUGGGAAAGAGAGUUGUGAUGUCGUCCUGCUGGAUGAAAAUCUUCUAAAGAUGGUUCGAGACAACCCCCUGUAUAUUCGUUCACAUUCCAAGGCUGUGCUGAGGACUGCUAUCCAUAGUGACUCUCAUUUCCUUUCUAGCCACCUCAUUAUUGAUUAUUCUUUGCUGGUUGGGCGAGAUGAUACUAGCAAUGAGCUGGUAGUUGGAAUUAUCGAUUACAUUCGAACAUUUACGUGGGACAAAAAGCUUGAGAUGGUUGUGAAAUCAACAGGAAUUUUAGGAGGACAAGGUAAAAUGCCAACUGUGGUCUCUCCAGAGUUGUAUAGGACUAGGUUUUGUGAAGCAAUGGACAAGUAUUUCCUUAUGGUACCAGACCACUGGACAGGACUGGAUCUGAAUUGCUGAAAUUAAAUCCAUAUUUUGAAAUGGACUAUGAAGGAAAGAGAACAAAAACAGAAGACCAAAAAUAAGAUACAUGUUUAUUUCUUCAUCACAUUCACCACUGUGUGGAAAAGUCCUUUCAGUUCUGUGGUUUAAAGACUGUCUGUAAUUGAAGGGUAAAAAACUCCAUGAUUUUUGCACUUUGGUUUUAGAUACCUGUGAAUUAUCUGUAGAUUGGAAAGUUGCAUGAACAUUUUCUCAGUUAGGCUAAAAAUAUAGAUCAAUUUCAAAGGGCUGAAGUUCGAGUUCAGUAGACAUGUGAUGUCGUAUUUGCUAAUUUAAGUGUUUGGAGAAGAAAACCAUACAUAUCUUAUAGAUUGUGACUACAGUGUUUAAGACAUUGUUUUUACUUAAAGCAUUUGUGGGGCUGCUGAGUUUGUUCUUUGAUUCAUAUGUAAUAAUGUUACUUAUUAUCAGGAUUUCUACAACUUACAGAAACAUUCUGAUUUAUUCCAUUAAUGGUCAGUUAAACAGGUUGGCAUUUAUUGUUUUAUUGAAUAAUUUAACUUAAAUUGAGAAUUCUGCUAUGUUCUAUAUUUUCCCAGCUCAUUUUUUUAAAUGUGUUUGUUAUUUCAAAAUUCUGUCUUCUCUGUGGGUGCAAGAAGCUAGAUUCAUUAACUUUAAGUCCCUCUCCCUUUUUGCAGCAUUUUAAAGCUUGUUUAAAACUCUUUAUGUAGUUAUGUUACACUAUCCUUCUCUGUAUAUGCUCAUAUUCUAGGUUCCCCCUCACCUUUCCAGGGAGACAUAGUAAAUGACUCAUUGGUAAUUGAGUCUGCAAUCACUGAAACCCUAAAGGAAGAAUUAUUAAUGAAGGAUUCUGGUGUAAAAAUUAAACUAGACCUAACCCAAGAAAUUGAGAGAGAAAGCACUUGAUUGGUUUUUUUAUAGGGUAAAUGUCCUUCAGUCUAACCAGUUGAAAUGCCAUUUAUUUCUAAUGUGGACAGUCCUAUUUUCUAAAUUCUCAUUUCGGUUACUGAGACCUGCUGAGAGGAAGUUACAUAUAGUAAGGAACUUCUUGCUUAGUAGUCAGCAAUUGUAUUUGCUUUAGAAAGUGCUUAGAAGGAAGUACUGAUUUUGAGGAAAUACUAUUUAACCUCACAAUAUUUCAUAUUGGCUUCUUUCUGUAAUGACUGAUUUGGGGGAUUCAUAGUUUUAAGUUUUAAGGAUUCUAUUCUUUUCAGACUUCCAAUAAUAGCAUGUUAAUUAUCACUUUAUUUGGAUGAGUUUUGUUACACUGCAUAAUGAGUACAGAUACAGGAACAUUUUAGAAAGUUUGCUUUCAAGGAUGAAGGCAGUGUUUUGGUAUUUGUUGCUUAUUAAAAACAUGAUUAAUUUUGAACUGAGGCAAGUUGGCUAAGGAUUUAAGAUGGAUCUGAUUGCCGCACCCCACCCCUUAUAUGCCUUUUGAGGAUACACAGAACACUGACUUUAGUUUGGAUGUCAAAGAGAGAGGUGAAAGCUGGUUAGAACAUUAUUAACUUUUUACAUGUCUAGGAUCAAUUGAUUGUGUUUGAAUUUCAAUGCUGACACUGUUUUAUUGUCUUUUCAUUUUUUUUUUUUUUUUCCCUGUUGGGGAUCCUUAGAGUUUCUUUUUUUUUUU